AUGCCUCGCUCGGCACACUAUGAUGAGGAAAGCGAGUCACGAACCGCCUCUGUCGGAGCGAGACGCAGCCAGUCCCACCAUCAAGGUCAAGUCAAUUCCUUACCUCAUUCUCCCAUCACAUCCCAGUCUUCGAGUGACAACGGCGUGAUGGGCAACACUACUUCGCGUCCUGCUCAACCCCCCACUUCUCAGAACCCAGAGACUUCUGCCACUGCCACUGCCUCCCAGGACGAUGCCGCCGAACCUAUCAUGAAUUCUACCUCCCAUGGUCUGGGCAACAAUCGCCUUGCCACCGGCUUCCGUAGACCUCGAACACCUCGCUCGGGAGACAAUGGCACCCCAUCAAGUACGCGCGACGGCCCCUCUGAAAGCGCUCCUAGCCCCGGCGGAUUCCUCGACGAUGCCAUUGAGAUAUCUUCCGACGAGGAUCAGUCGUCUGAUGGCGGUGGAAUGGUCAUCAACCUCGACAACAGUGUGCAUCCCGAUGCUAUGGUCCUUUCUGAUGAGGAGGGGGAGGUUUCUUCAUCUGAAGAUGAAGCUGUUGAGUCACACUUGCACCCAGGCGAUCCCAUACAACCCUCGUCCUCUGUAGGUCAUGACGCUCACCAGCUGGCAAAUAGCACAGGUCAUGUUCGACGCCUAGCAGACUUGACACCGCAAGAGCUGGAGCAGCAACUGAAAUACGCGCUGUUUGAUCUUGAUCCUGAUCAAAUCGACCUUGGUCGUUCGGCGGUCUGCCUUGGCUGCCUACAAGAGGGCCAUUCAGAGGAGAGCUGUCCCGAGAAGAUUUGUCUACAUUGUGCAUCAGUUGGCGAGCAUUCCAGCCGUCUUUGCCCUCAAGUCCGUCGGUGCUUUAAAUGCCGCGAACGAGGACACGCGACGGAAUCAUGCUCCGCCGACCUCAAAGUGACCACUGUCCCAUGCGAUCUUUGUGGAGCUUUAGGGCACCACGAGGAAGCCUGCUCACAACGAUUUUUCCCCUUCGAGACCUCCCCCGGCACCGACUCUCUCAAGUUGUGGGUGUCUUGUUGCGUUUGUGCCAGCAAAUCUCACUUGGUUGGUGAUUGUCCAGAUGCGGAUCGAGCUACCACGGUCAGAUGGUCGCUGAGGUCGUUUACACCUUCGCACAUCACCAAUCUCAGCCUAGAGGCUGGCACCAAGCAACGCGAGAAGCAAGCGGCUAGUCGUGGACUUCGUCCAGACGGACUUCGAAUCAGAGGUCGUGCCGGGUUUCAUGCCGCCGGCUUUGCUGGUUCGGCUCAGCCAUCCGACGAUGACAGCGACGAGGAAUUUCUGGGCCCACGGGUUCCCCAUCGCGAGAACGCAAGCCGGGGCAAUUUCUCGUUCCGCCACUCUCAGCGUCUACCUGGCCGGGAUGACCGGUAUGGACGGUAUGAGCCAGCCAAUGACCGUCGCGGCUUUCAGAAUCGGCCGCCGACCAACUGGUAUGCGACGGACUCAUUUGGCCGCGGAAGACCUCGAUCUCCGCCUUCCGCAGGGGGUGAAAAUGGUGAGCACUGGAAUCGUGGAGAUGACUCGCGGAGACGAUCCCGAUCUCCACGCGGCUUUGAUGGUUAUCGCCCUCGCCAGAGACGAUCUCCGUCGCCCCGGUAUCACAAUGCCCCUCCCGGUUCACGUGGUGGUAAGUCCGGCCAGCCGAACCAGCCACAGCCGGGCAUGACCAUCCAGCUACCAGUCCGGAGAGGCUCAAACAAUCCAUCAUACCAGGGCUCUUCCUCACAUAACUCUCAAGCCUCUGCACCGAGACCUCAGCAGCUCAAAAAGACCUCAGGUCAGGCGAAAGUGGACAGUUCAAAGAAGAAAAAGUACAAAAAAGGGAAGGCCAAUACUUAG
Capronia epimyces CBS 606.96 is the source of this 1854-nucleotide messenger RNA. RefSeq lists its product as uncharacterized. Gene Ontology annotation, molecular function: nucleic acid binding; zinc ion binding. The record is from RefSeq and is a predicted model, not a curated record. Lineage: Eukaryota; Fungi; Ascomycota; Eurotiomycetes; Chaetothyriales; Herpotrichiellaceae. The coding region runs from base 1 to 1854 and encodes 617 amino acids. The transcript has a single exon.